GGAAUUUUCCAGUACGUCACCAGCCAGCACUGUCUCAGACUCUCACAGGACAACCAGCGACCAUCCUCUCUCUAUCGUUUACCUCUUUCACUUCCUAAACCAAAAACCCCGUGGAAGAGCGACCGAUUUCUACCGGCAGAUUCUUCUGAUUUUUCGAGGUAGGAAAGGAAGAUUCGGCCAUGUCGCAGCUGGGAAGCGGAGAAGGCAGCAUAGUUGUCGCCGGCGGCGGCGGCGGAGGGGGCCCGGACUUCGACUUGCCGGACGAAAUUCUGGCUGUUAUACCGGCCGACCCGUAUGACCAGCUGGAUUGGCGCGAAAGAUCACUUCCAUGGCAAUCGCUUCCCGUGUGUCGAACCUGGAAGCGGAAGUGGGAAGAAUGAAGCAGCAGAUGUACGAGAAGGAUCGAAUUGCUUACGAGCUCGAGGAGAAAGCGUCUCGAAUGCAGCGGGCGUACCGGGAGGCCGAGUCGAGGCUGAAGAUCACCCUUGAUGAGAAUGUUAAACUCGCUAAGGAAAGGGAUUCGUUGGCUGCCAACGUGAAGAAGCUUGGCCGUGAUUUGGCAAAGUUGGAGAACUUCAAGAGGCAGCUGAUGCAGUCACUUAGUGAUGACAAUCCAUCGCCAACACAAACUGUUGAUAUUAAAGCAUAUGAUCAACGUGCACCAAAGGCAUAUCCUGAUAAAGAUGAAGUGUCAAAUAGAUAUGCCAGCGACUAUUCUUACAGUGGCUCUACCGACAUGAGUACAGCUGAUCAAGCUGCAAAGUCUGCUGGACAAAGAUUCUCCAUAACCCCGUACAUCACACCACGGCUUACUCCAACUGCAACCCCAAAAAUUACAUCUACAACUGUGUCCCCUAGGAGUUAUUCUACUGCUGUGUCACCUCGGAGGGCCUCUGCUCUGACAUCACCGACGAAAUCCCAAUACGAAGGACAUCAAACUAGCUUUUCUCCAUGGUAUCCAUCCAGUCAACAGUCUUCGGCAGCAAACUCCCCUCCUCGUGGACGCUCAAUGCCAGGUGCAAAUCUGAUAAAGAUUAUUUUUGAAAUCUCUGUAGCACGGACUCCACGAAUUGAUGGGAAGGAGUUCUUUCGUCAGGCCAGGAGUCGCCUCUCAUACGAGCAAUUCAGUGCAUUUCUGGCUAACAUCAAGGAACUAAAUGCCCAGAAGCAAACCCGGGAGGAAACAUUGAGGAAAGCAGAAGAGAUCUUUGGGACAGAGAACAAAGAUCUCUUCUUAUCAUUUCAAGGGUUGCUCAACCGUAGUAGUGCUCACUGAAAUUGCCUAAUGCUCAAGGCAUCUAGACCUAACUAGGUGGUACAUCAAAACUGAUUCAACUACUUCCGCACCAGUCAGUUCCUUCUGACGAAUCAUUCGAGGAUGCACAAUCAUCGACAAAUCACAGUGGCAUGUAUUUCAGCAGCAAGUAGAAGUAGAAUGUUGUUAGGGCUUCAUUGAAAUCAUGCAAACACUGUAGAUAGAUGAUCUUUAUGCGGUCAACAUUGUCGUUGUCGAUGAAUGAUUUUUGGUCCAUUGAAAACUUGCAUUUUACAUGAUCUUUUGCUUUCAGCGUCUGUUUCCCCUUAUCAUCCGCCAUGAAAAAGGGCAGUGGAAUAUCUUGCAUUUGCCCUCCAAUCUUUUGGCUACUAAGAACAAUAAACUCCGCAAAUACUAACAAAAUUACUGUAUUAAUC
Messenger RNA from Linum tenue, 1692 nucleotides. Lineage: Eukaryota; Viridiplantae; Streptophyta; Magnoliopsida; Malpighiales; Linaceae. The record is from the annotation of a GenBank genome assembly.